AUGUCUGGACCCGAGGUGGAAAAAAUAUCUACACAUGCGUUCCUCUGCGAAGGGCCUCACUGGGACCACGAUGCUGAAACAUUGUAUUAUGUUGACAUUAAAGGCCCUACAGUCCACAACUAUGUCCCAGCCAGAAAUAAACACACAGCAAUGAAAAAUGAUGGUGUCCAUAUCUUACUUGUCAUUCCACUUGAAGGGACAAAAGACAAGUUUGUGAUUACUGUAGGGCGUAAUGUUGCUAUACUGACAUGGGAUGGUGAAAGCAGCACUCCUACAGAUGUAAAAUAUGUUAGUGCUGUUGACAAUGAGAAAGAACUUCAGGAUAACAGGCUAAACGAUGGCAAGGCAGAUCCCACUGGUCGACUCUGGGCAGAAUCUAUGGGCCCAAAAACAGAUUCAAUAACUGACUAUCCUCCAGUUGGAUCACUUUUCAGUUUUUCUAAGGAUUGGAAAUCAACAAAACAUGUGGCAAGAAUAAAAAUUUCAAAUGGACUGGCUUGGAAUGAACACCUAAUAAUGUACUACAAUGAUUCCCCAACAAGGAAAGUUGAGGCUUUUGACUUUGAUACUGAAAGUGGAAAAAUUACAUCAACAAGUGUGUUCAACAUAGUGAAGCCAAAGACAAGGAAUAACAACAAAUGGAACAGCAAUGAAAAUAUGAUCUGCAACAAUGACCCCUCAUAA
This is a messenger RNA of Zootermopsis nevadensis, 684 nucleotides long. The record is from RefSeq and is a predicted model, not a curated record. NCBI's taxonomy places the organism in Eukaryota, Metazoa, Arthropoda, Insecta, Blattodea, Termopsidae.